Cercocebus atys (sooty mangabey) is the source of this 3301-nucleotide messenger RNA. RefSeq names its product olfactory receptor 1019. The record is from RefSeq and is a predicted model, not a curated record. Gene Ontology annotation, cellular component: membrane. NCBI's taxonomy places the organism in Eukaryota, Metazoa, Chordata, Mammalia, Primates, Cercopithecidae. Gene Ontology annotation, biological process: G protein-coupled receptor signaling pathway; sensory perception of smell. The coding region runs from base 483 to 1427 and encodes 314 amino acids. Gene Ontology annotation, molecular function: olfactory receptor activity; G protein-coupled receptor activity; odorant binding. The transcript has a single exon.
UUAAAGUUUAUUCAUUAUCUGCAUUUAUAUUUGCUUUGUUUUAGAAAGAAGAAAUACCCAAUGCUGUUCUUCUUUACUCAUUAAUAAGACACACAAUUGUGUAGACUGAGUCAAACAUCUAGUACCAUGUGAUAAAUUACCCCAGAACACCAAGGUCAUUGGAGAAGCAGAAGUUGCCAUUCCCAAGAAGUUAACACUUCCUUCUGUUGUGAAUGGGCACAUGGAGAGGACACAUCACCACUUUUAACAAAGCAUUUGGGUUAUUCUAUCUGUUGUAGAAUCUAAUUACUGGAAAGAUUUUUAUGAAUCAUCCUAAACAAAGCCUUCAUUUACUGUAGAACUAUAUGUAUACACAUAUACACUAUAUAUAUAUAUAUGUGUGUGGCAUAUGAUUGCUUGUCUUUAGUUUGAAUAUUUUCAGUGACAGGGAAUUUACUACAUCCAUCAGUAAACUAAAUCCAGGCACAUACAACUUUGAAGCAAUGGAUACAGAAAACCACUCAAUGGUGACUGAGUUUAUCUUCAUGGGCAUCACCCAAGACCCUCAGAUGCAGAUCAUCUUCUUCGUGGUUUUCCUCAUAGUUUACCUGGUUAAUGUAGUGGGGAACGUUGGUAUGAUUAUCCUGAUUAUAACAGACACUCAGCUUCACACACCCAUGUAUUUUUUCCUCUGCAACCUCUCCUUUGUUGACCUGGGCUACUCCUCAGCCAUUGCUCCCAGGAUGCUGGCUGACUUCCUAACAAAGCACAAAGUUAUCUCCUUCUCCAGCUGUGCCACCCAGUUUGCUUUCUUUGUAGGUUUUGUGGAUGCUGAGUGCUAUGUCCUGGCAGCCAUGGCCUAUGAUCGUUUUGUGGCUAUCUGUCAACCCCUCCACUAUAGCACCCUCAUGUCCAAGCGGGUCUGCUUGGCUCUCAUGCUGGGCUGUUACCUGGCUGGUCUAGUAAGUUUAGUAGCCCACACUACCCUCACCUUCAGCCUGAGUUACUGUGGUUCCAAUAUCAUCAACCAUUUCUUCUGCGAAAUCCCACCACUCUUGGCCCUCUCUUGUUCAGACACCUACAUCAGUGAGAUCUUGCUCUUCAGUCUGUGUGGCUUCAUUGAAUUCAGCACCAUCCUCAUCAUCUUCAUCUCCUAUACCUUUAUCCUCGUUGCAAUCAUCAGAAUGCGUUCAGCUGAAGGCCGCCUUAAGGCUUUCUCCACCUGUGGGUCUCACCUUACUGGCGUCACCCUCUUCUAUGGCACAGUCAUGUUUAUGUACCUGAGGCCAACAUCCAGCUACUCUCUGGACCAAGACAAGUGGGCCUCUGUGUUCUACACGAUUAUCAUCCCCAUGUUGAAUCCCUUGAUCUACAGUUUGCGGAACAAAGAUGUGAAAGCUGCUUUCAAAAAACUAAUUCGAAAAAACCUCAAUAAUAACACAAAAUGAAAAUCUGUUUUUGUCAUAGGUAAAUAAUAGUAGUGGAAGGAGAUAGAAAAUGCAGAUAACUUUUUGAUAAACACUACCCAAGUUACCAUCUCCUUGCUAAGUGAAUAUUAAAUUCUGAAAGGUGGGCUCUAAUCCUUAACUCUACAAUCUGAAAGAAAUAUAAACUAAAUUAGAAUUUUUGAAAGACAUACUGGGCAAGAUGCAUUCAUUUCUUAUUCAAAGUCGGUUUACAUAUUAAUUAGAAAUUGGGACAGGACUCAGUAGGAGAAAGAAAUAACCAAUCACUCUGAAGCAUUUUUUUUUCCCCUGGGGUCAUGAGGAAUGCCAGGUCCAAAUGUUGAAUUUUUUUUUACUCUCAAAAGAAGUCAGAGAAAAUGUAGUUAAAAACAUGGAGAAUGGGGCUGGUGUGAGGGACAAUUUAACCCAGUCUGAGAUCUAUCCAUUCAUAUAUUUAGCAAAAUAUUUUAAGUGUUAUGUAUGUGCCAGGUUCUGGAGGUUAUAAACACAAGGCUUUUUUUUGCCAACAAGGAGUUUGCUGUGCUUUCAGUGACUGUAUUGACUUUCUGAAUCUGCUGCCGCCAGUAACUAAAUCAGUAACUCUGCAAAGUCCAAGGAUAAGAGUGGGGAUUUAAGUUCUGCUGGUAACUAGCUGUAAUUAAGGAAUAAAAUUGUCUUCUUUUUCUGUCCUCAGCUUUCCCUUUAGUUGGUUAAGUGGUUGGGUUCAACUAAUAACCACGGGAUUUCUUUGACCUUCUCUGCCUGAUGUUAAAAGGGAGUAGGCAUCGAAGUUUUGUCAACUUUAUAUAUUGACAUCUUCUUGGCCCUCAGAAAAUCCAAGAACUCUGGGAAUCUAAGAAAGAUAAAGUUGAGUGCAAUCUCCAAGGCUAAUUUUGGCAAGAUUGUGAUGUCUACAAGAUUAACUUACCUGUUCCCAUCUAAAAUUAGUCCUGUCUUGUCUCUUAAUUAGACCCCCGCUUCCCUUGGGUGCCGUGGGUCUCCAUGCCCUCCACCACCAUCCCCAGGCCUUUUUCAAAGAACAGUCUCAUUAACCCUGGUGUAUGAAUGACUGACAAGAAAAAAUUAUAUAAUUUUUAUUCACAUGUUCUAAAGGCUACAAAAUACUCAAUUGAAAACAAGAAUGCCAGGUAUCAGCAGCAGACUGAGAUCUUGGAAAAGCUAACAUUUUCCCAGAUGUGCUGAAAUUGUCAUAAUAACAGUUUUGAAUACUUACAAUCAAUCAUCGUUCUCUUUCAACCCUUCCUCCAGUGCAACAUAGUUAAAAGUCAGGGGAACACAAUGGUUGCCUUAAAGUACAGAGCUGCCAUAUUCAUCAUGAAAGGCACUGAAGAGUUUUUAACAUAAAAAACCUAGAACUCACUGGGGUUUAUCUGUACACAAGUUGUAAUUGAUCUAGUUUAAAAUUAGUCACAUCACAACUCAUUUUUGGGAAAGAACCACCUGUAGCUAAUGCACAGAUAUAGAGUUGACAGUUCAGAAACAGUCCAGAUCUAGCCUUCAGUUUCUUUUUUUCACCAUUGUGAAAAUCAGGUGUGCUCUGUGAAAUACAAGAAAAAAGUGCUUUCCUAUCCCGUUAACUACAAACGAAGUAUAUGUUAUAAUUGAGCAUAUACUUAGAAUCAGAAUUGAACGUAUACUUAGAAUUUAAGUUGCCUUAGAAUCAGGAAUCUUAGAAUCCCAUUGCUAAAUCUUUAAUCAGUGACCUUGUGGCUGCAGGGUCACCUUUUCUCAUUUCCUGUACUCAUGCACUAAACAAACCACUUUAAAUCUUAUUAAAUUCACACAAUAAUCAUUUGAAACAGACAUUACCCUCAUUUUAUUUAUUUUAAAUUAUUAUUUUAAUUUUUUAUUUAUUU